CGCCUCCCCGUGUCCGCGCCAUGGCGUCCGGCCCGGCGCUACCCCGGCUGCUCGGCGCGGGUGUCCGGCGCAGGCCGCUCCGGCUGCACGUCGUCCCGACGGCGACCCCGGGCCCGGCCGGGCCGAGCAGCAGGACGCUGGGGAGCGCCGCGGCCCCCGCCGCCCGCGAGCCCGGGAGCAGCAGCGAUCUCAGCGAGAGGAUCCUCAGCGAGCCCCUCAAGCACUCUGACUUCUUCAACGUCAAGGAGUUGUUUUCGGUGAGAAGUCUCUUCGAUGCGCGAGUGCACCUGGGACACAAAGCGGGCUGUCGGCACAGGUUCAUGGAGCCGUUCAUCUUCGGGAGCCGCUUGGACCAGGACAUCAUCGACCUGGACCAGACGGCCGCACACCUGCAGCUGGCCUUGAAUUUCACGGCCCACGUGGCCUAUCGCAAGGGCAUCAUCCUGUUUGUGAGCCGCAGCCGGCAGUUCUCACACCUGAUCGAGAGCACGGCCCGGGACUGCGGCGAGUACGCGCACACCCGCUACUUCAAGGGCGGCCUGCUGACCAACGCGCCCAUCCUCCUGGGCCCCAUGGUGCGCCUGCCCGACCUCAUCAUCUUCUUGCACACGCUCAACAACGUCUUCGAGCCCCACGUGGCCGUGAGGGACGCGGCCAAGAUGAACAUCCCCACCGUGGGCAUCGUGGACACCAACUGCAACCCGACCCUCAUCACCUACCCCGUCCCUGGCAAUGACGACUCGGCCCCCGCCGUCCACCUCUUCUGCAGGCUCUUCCAGACCACCAUCAACCGGGCCAAGGAGAAGAGGAGGCAGGUCGAGGCCCUGUACAGACUGCAGAGCCCAGAGGGGGCCGCGGGCCGGGCUCCAGCCGACCCUGCUCCCCCAGGAGCGCAGGCCGGGCUGGACUUGGGUCAUUCCCCUUGAUGGGCCACCCUCCUCCUGGGUGAAGCAGCAGCCAAGCCCGUUCCUAAGCUGGGAACAGCCCCCCAUGCCAGUCCCCUCCCUCCCCCUCCUCCCUCCCCCGUCGUCCCAGGCACUGGGUCCCUGCUACUAGGAACUUCUCAGCAGCUGCCCGCCCAGGGCUCCACGUCAGACCCACGACCCCAGCAGGCUCCCAGGGCAAGCGGCCUGUCCACAAAGGACCCAUUGGGAGCCACCUUGCCCCUGGGUCCUGCAGUCCUUGCUUCUACCUCGAGAUGAGCCCCCCCAUGGGUUGGCAGGGUUCUCACACCGGGUCGACUUUUACUCUCAGAACACCCCAAAGUCAGGCUGCUUCCUGCCGCCUGGUUUCAGGAGCCGUUUUGUAACAUGAGGCUGCAGGGCGAGCCACUCCAAGAUCCUGUCUGGGUUGGAACUGGCCGGGCAGAGCGGGCAGCACAAUUCCAACAAAUAAAACUGGGCUUCCAGCAGGACGGUGCCCGGACCAUCA
Molecule: messenger RNA, 1431 nt
Organism: Camelus dromedarius (Arabian camel)
Lineage: Eukaryota; Metazoa; Chordata; Mammalia; Artiodactyla; Camelidae
Gene: MRPS2
Product: mitochondrial ribosomal protein S2
Exons: 4
Coding region: 21-926 (301 amino acids)
Biological process (GO): translation
Cellular component (GO): ribosome; mitochondrial small ribosomal subunit
Molecular function (GO): structural constituent of ribosome
Source: RefSeq, a predicted model, not a curated record